Molecule: messenger RNA, 651 nt
Organism: Spathaspora passalidarum NRRL Y-27907
Lineage: Eukaryota; Fungi; Ascomycota; Pichiomycetes; Serinales; Debaryomycetaceae
Product: YbhB/YbcL family Raf kinase inhibitor-like protein
Exons: 1
Coding region: 23-622 (199 amino acids)
Source: RefSeq, a predicted model, not a curated record
AGGGAAUACUCUGUAAUCAUUAAUGUCGUCAUUUUUAGCUCGUUGGAUUGGUUAUCUUUUAUACAAUUUUAGAGGUAGAGAUCAUGGUCUUGCUGUAAGAUUGCUUAACCUUGAAGAUCAAAACCCAGAAAUUGAAUUAACUAGUGCGGUAUUUAACGAUAAUGAUUACAUGCCACUCAGUAGCGCUGGUACAGGUGUUGGUGAUAAUCUUUCCCCUGAAUUGAAAAUUGUCUUACCAAGUGGCGAUUCUGCUACAGGCUCGUUGGUAUUAGUUUGUCAGGAUCUUGAUGCUCCCUUGCCAAAUCCAAUUACUCAUUUGUUUGCCUACGAUAUUCCAACCAAUAAAACUGAGUUCAAACAAGGCGAUUUGAACGAAACAGAUACCCCUGAAGGGUUCAAAUUUGGUUCAGGUGCAUUUGGACGUGUUGGAUAUAUUGGUCCUCGUCCUAUCCCAUGCCAUGGCGAUCAUCGUUACAUCUUCCAAGUGUUUGCAAUUAAUGAAAAGGCAACAAAGGAGUUCCGGGAAUUAGAUACCAGACCCGACCUUUCACGUGCCAUUGAAAUAAUGAAAGAUAACGUUAUCAGUUACGGGAAACUUACCGGAUUAUAUAAACGUGAUUAGAUUAUAAAUCGUUUAUAAAAAUUUCAAGU